This is a messenger RNA of Anoplophora glabripennis (Asian longhorned beetle), 2676 nucleotides long. RefSeq names its product zinc finger protein 182. The record is from RefSeq and is a predicted model, not a curated record. Lineage: Eukaryota; Metazoa; Arthropoda; Insecta; Coleoptera; Cerambycidae. Bases 124 to 2535 code for a protein of 803 amino acids. Gene Ontology annotation, cellular component: nucleus. The transcript is spliced from 7 exons. Gene Ontology annotation, molecular function: zinc ion binding.
CCUUAUGACCUGCAAACGGCCUUUUUUCGUCGCGUCAUUUCUGAAGCUUGGCAGCAUUUGUUAGCAGCCCUGUUUUCGGCGAAAAUAAAUGUGUCCCUAAAUAAUCUCGCAAAAUUUAAAAGCAUGUCAACGGGUGUUUUCUGUUUGGUAUGCAGUGCCAGCUGUCUGUCUUCUAGAAACAGUAUACAAAUCUUCAACAAGGAGGGUACCACCGGACGUAUUGAACACUUUGCUUCGUUGCUGUCCAAGAUCUUAAAUAAGGAAAUAAAGGAGGACCCAGAGCAGACACAAGUUCUUUGUAAAAAGUGCUAUAAGUUAGUUGAUGAACUGGAUGAGUUACAAAACCGAGUUAUUGAAAUAAAAAAUGAAAUCAUUGAUAAUUACAAGUGUUCUGUUGAAAAAACUGAGAUUGAGGAUGAGACGGACAUACAGGAAACCAAAGAGAUAAUAGAAGGCAAGUCACUCGAAUCUAAUAAAGAAAACGAAGUGCCUAAGAAAAUCUUGGACAUACCUUCUUCGGAUGAAGACUCUGGACAGAUUUCAGCGGAAAAAAAUUCUCUGCAGUCCAUACAAGACAUAGAGAUGGAACUAGUAAAGAUGCAUGGUGAAAUGGAGGAGGAAGUAGAACCGGAGAAAGAAAACACAAUGGACAUUGACAAUCAAAACUUCCAUACAUUUUCUACCGACGGAGGAGACAUCAUUGAUUCAGGAGCUAUAGAACAUUCUUCGGAUUCCGAUUACGAACCACCUUCUUCAGUUUCAGUUACCACAGAAGGUUUAGUUCAACCGGCAGAAGCAACCGAAAAACAUAGUAUCGAACAUGUGAAAGUAAAAAUGGAACCCGGAAUGGACGAGUCGAAUUCCGUCCACCUAAGCAUGGAAAAACCGAACAUACUCAAAAAGAAAACCGUCACGACAGCGAACAGCAUCGUCCAAAAACACGAGGACAAAAAGUCGGAAGAAUUCUUCGCGAUGCCCAUCGUCUCCCGCGAGGGCAGUUACUACACCUGCCUCCUCUGCCAGGGCGACGAGACGGUCGCCGGAGAAGCCAAAGCCAUUACCGUACACAUGAAACAGGCCCACGGGGCUCGCAUAUACAUCUGCGACGUUUGUGGGCAGGACUUCAGGAAACGUAACCAGCUGUCUGCCCACCUGGACGAACACGUGGCCGCUGAAGACGGGGACUUCCAGUGCGAGAUAUGCAACCGCAUAUUCAGCAAUCUGCGGCUGUUCCGCAUACACAGACGCAUGCACUACCCCCAGGCCAAGGCUUGGGAGUGCGAGACGUGCGGGAAGAAGUACAGCAGCAAGAAUUUGCUGGACGAGCACGUCAACACCCACCUGGGCGUUAGGCCGUACGUGUGCAGCAUGUGCGGCAAGGAUUUCGCCAGCAAGUACACCUUCAAAGCACACGAAAAAACUCACGAGGUACGUCCGAGGCCGUUCCGGUGCCUGCAGUGCCCCAAGUCCUUUCUGAGCCAGCAGAACCUGACGCAGCACGAACGCACCCACUCGGGAAUGAAGGAGUUCAGCUGCCACCUCUGCGGCAAACAAUUCGGUUCUGCCCACAACCUGGAAGUGCACUCGAUCGUCCACACCGGCUACAAACCCUUCGUAUGCGGGCUGUGCGGCAAGGCGUUCGCGAGGAAGGCCGAGAUCCGCGACCACGAACGCACGCACACAGGGGAGAGACCUUACCAGUGCGAGUUCUGCGGGGCGACGUUCAGCCAGAGGUCCAACCUGCAGUCCCACAAGCGCGCCACCCACUACGACGACAAACGUUACCAGUGCUCGGAUUGUGGGAAGGGGUUCAAGAGGAGGCGGCUUUUGGAUUACCACGUGAAGGCGGCGCACACGGGGGAGAGGCCGUUUAAAUGCGACGUCUGCGAGGCGACGUUCGUCUAUCCCGAACAUUUCAAGAAGCAUCGGCGGAUACACACGGGAGAGAAACCGUUCCUGUGCGAGGUAUGCGGGAAGGCCUUCAACAGCAGAGACAACCGCAACGCCCACAGGUUCGUACACUCGGACAAAAAACCGUACGAGUGCCUGGUCUGCGGCGCAGGAUUCAUGCGUAAACCCCUGCUGUACCAACACAUGCAGGCCCAAGGCCACCUCAACGACACCAUCGUGGUCAAUCAGCCCCGGCUCACGACAGACGACGAUCAGCUGGUGACGGUUAACUCGGCGGGAGAGAUGGAGAUCGUGGACGCUGCCACGGCGGCCGCCGCCGACUCCAAAUUGUACAUCCAGGACCAGGACGGCACGGAACACAUCAUCAUAGACGGGCAACAGAUCAGUUUCGCAGAAGCGGGAUCAGAGGAAGAAAACGAGGGUGAGAUCAUCGACGAGAUCGAACAGGUCGUAACGGGGCAAGGGGAUGAGGAUUACGAAGAGAUUAUCACUAGCGACGCACUGUCUCAGGGGGAGACCCAGAUUAUUGAGACGUCCGAGGGACCUAUACAACUCGUGAAGGUUCGGAUCCCGAAUGAGAACGGGGAAGAGGAGGAAGCGUGGAUUAAGAUUGUUCCUGAAUAGGAACCGUAUUUGUAAUGAUUUUUAUAGUUCAGCUGUUUGUAUUAUUGCUGCUAAUUAAUUUGAAAGGUUAGAAUUAGAGUAGGACGUGAGUAAGUGAAAUGUUUUUUGUAAAUUAAUCAAUAAAAUUAAUUUCAAACGGUG